Molecule: messenger RNA, 2337 nt
Organism: Megalobrama amblycephala (Wuchang bream)
Lineage: Eukaryota; Metazoa; Chordata; Actinopteri; Cypriniformes; Xenocyprididae
Gene: mtfr1
Product: mitochondrial fission regulator 1
Exons: 9
Coding region: 318-1310 (330 amino acids)
Biological process (GO): aerobic respiration; mitochondrial fission
Cellular component (GO): mitochondrion
Source: RefSeq, a predicted model, not a curated record
CCUCUAACCAAGCGAGUGCAUACUGUGGAAAAACAUAGGAUACCGCUGGACUGGUCUGGAAAGCAGUUUAGCAUAGCAUAGCAUAGCAUAGCAUAGCCAGAAAGGUCCACUAGAAAGGUCUGUUACACUACGUUUUACACGUAACUGUUUAGGAAAGCAGGAGUGGAGACACGUUUGGACAAGAUGCUCCUGAAGAUCUUAAUUAGCUGAUUCAGUUGUUUGUCAAGGUUAUGCUGAACUUUGCAGGAAGGUUUUGACCUGAAGAUGACCUAGCACAGAUCCUUGAUGAUGAGACAGAUCUGUAACUGAAUCACAGGAUGAGCAGAAAUCAUAGAUGGAUAGAAAUGGAUCUGGCCUUAUCAUCAUCAUCAUCAUCAUCAUCAUCAUCAAAGCCUUAUGGGUCAUCCCGGAGUAUUGUCAGAAGAAUUGCCACAAAUCUCCCAUUGGCACCUUGUGCUCGUGUCCAUUUUCAGCUUCAUCCGUUCACUUCAGGAGCGGGUUUCCUCAACAAUUCAAACGGGCCAAAUGGACUUGUGGCCACACUCGCUGAUGUGGGCUGGAUUGAAAGAGAAGAGAGCGAUGGAGCUGGCAGAAAUAGGUCUGAGGAGAAUCCUGGGUUGUUCUUUCGCACCCAGCAGCGCAGGCCCCUGAGACGUCAGCGGUCGUUACCCAGCUUGCACCAGGCUGAACCUGCGCCACAGAGCCAGACGAUCAUCAACGAUGAAGCCAUUCAGAAGAUCAGCGUUCUUGAGACUGAGCUGGCCAAACUCAGAGCACAAAUUGCACAGAUAGUUCAGGCACAGGAGCAAAGCGCUCAAUCCACAGCUCCAGCACCAGGUGGUCCCCCUGUACCCCAAGCUCCACCAAUGGCUCCACCUCCACCACCACCACCACCCCCUCCUCCUCCGUGUCCUGCACCCGGGAUGCAGAGGAGCUAUUCCGCCAUUGACCUCAUCCGAGAGCGCCGUGGGAAAAAGACGGAGCAGAACACUGUACUAGACUCAGCACCCAAAAAGCCAGAGCUUCCCAACAUGCUAGAUGUGCUGAAAGACAUGGGGAAAGUGAAGCUGCGCUCAGUUAAGAGUCAUCAAGAGGACAGUCACACGAAACCCAAACCUGUUGAGCCCACAGACGCUGCAGCGUUAAUCGCAGAGGCUCUGAAACGCAAGUUCGCUCACCGCUAUCGUAGCGACAGCGAAUGUGACAGCACCUUUAAUUUGCCGGCCCCUGAGAAUAAUAAGACCCACGUAGAAACACCGCUGUUUGGACAGCACAUGCUGAAAUCAACUGGAAGGAAGAAACUCUACUAGGAUGAAGCUGACCCCCGUUUCUUCUUAGUGGGUUAACCUGAUGACUCUCGAUUUAGCUAACUUUUCUUGUUGGCUCGUAAGUUUUGCGUUCACUUAAGCGAGCAUGCACUUGCUGAAACACUACGUAGUCAAUCUGGUUUCCCUAUUGGAUAUCUUUGUAAUUUUGCACUUUGAAAAGUUUAUUUGUAUCAGUACCUGUUGUGCCACAGUCAGUUCCAUCAUUAAUGCCAGUUACAUGGAAAAAUGUUUUUAUCUAUGAUUUUACUUGUGGGUUUAGCUGCAUCUGUUUUAAGGUCAACAGUGUAAGUAUUCGACCUUGUUGAAUUCCUCUUGUUUGAAGGGAUGAUGUUGAACGAAAGCACCAAAAUGUGUGUAUUUUUUUACAUCUGUUUGCACAGAAGUUCUUUCUACUUCAAAGGUACAAUUCAUAAUUGCUGGGAAAAUCACUCAUUUCUGAAACCAGCUUUUUCUGUCAUGAUGCAAUUAUUAAGCACACUUUUGUGAUCAUAAAUGGGGCUUAGAUGGUGCUAGGUCAGUAGUAUUUGCUCAAUGUUGAGAGCUAAUUUAAAAUGCCUUUUUAGGUUGUAAUUUAUUAUUUUUUGGACAUUUCUAUUAUAUGGUCUUGGAAGUGACAGUUAUUUAACCAGUUUAACAAAUCACUUGAAUAAUGUAGUUUUGUUUCAUGUGAACAAUGCACAGGAUAGUAUGUAUAACAAGUCUACUGGCAUUUAAUCAUACUUCAGAAUUGUGUGACAGUGUUUGUACCUUUUAAAAGGUGUUUUCUUUUUGCACAUUUAACCUAGUCUAUCUGUUGUCCAUCAAAACCCAGUGCAUUUGCAUUAUAGUUCAAUACAUGAUUUCUCAUUUCAAAAGGUUAUACUGGAUUUAAUGUUCAGCACAUACUGUAGGAGCAGUACCUCAGCAGAGAUAUAUUUUGUUUCAUUAUAGAUUGUGAUAUUUCACACUACAGAACCAUUUUGAAUGGACUUUCACUUGUUGAAUAAACCUAAAACAAUUGGUGUCCUCA